AUGAUUGUCGCCUCUCUUCGGCUUCGGACGCGGACAUUGGAGGGUGGAACGGACCUCUUGAACCCUGCGAUGCUCCAAGCCACACAGCAACUCGUCAUCACCAACUUUUACGACCGCGCUCUCCGUUCAUCACAUCCGAUGUCUUCAGCGGGCUUGUUUAGUUUCAAACGAUAUACACGAGUACAGAUUUCUGGAACUUUUCAUCAUCCAGCUGAACCCGCCAGCGGUACAUCGCCAAGGAUCCCGUGCUCUCCUAGUCUAGUCGAUGUGAGACCGCUUCACUGCCGAUUCGCUGCCGAUCUUCUCUGCGUCACCAAACUGCGAGUCUACGAGGGGCGCAAGUCCGUUCUUGAAAUUCAACUACAGAUACCCGCAACUGGACUUGUCGAACCUCCAAAUCAAAAGUCUGGUCGCCGUGGCACGUCUACGUCAAGAUCUGGCCGCAUCAGACGCGGAUUCGACGCUGUCGGUCAGGCGCGGCCGCCUGGCCGCGCUGUCAGCAGAAAAGGGGUCUUAGCCGCCCGCGUGCAGACAGGCCUGACAAUGACUUGGGACCGGAUGCCAACGCCAUUACAGGGCGGCUUGCCUUCAAGCAUGUCGAAUGUAAAGACGCAGCUCACAGAAUCCGCCGCAUAG
Messenger RNA from Colletotrichum paranaense, 636 nucleotides. RefSeq lists its product as uncharacterized. The record is from RefSeq and is a predicted model, not a curated record. Bases 1 to 636 code for a protein of 211 amino acids. The transcript has 3 exons. NCBI's taxonomy places the organism in Eukaryota, Fungi, Ascomycota, Sordariomycetes, Glomerellales, Glomerellaceae.